Messenger RNA from Paramuricea clavata, 6535 nucleotides. Lineage: Eukaryota; Metazoa; Cnidaria; Anthozoa; Malacalcyonacea; Plexauridae. The record is from the annotation of a GenBank genome assembly.
AUGGAGUAUAUGCCAAUCUCCUCAGAGAGCUUAAUUAAUGCCGAGGAUCCAGAGAUAUUCAGACAGUAUCACCGACUAGACAUCGAGUCUUUCAAUAAAGUUUUAAAAAUGGUUGGUCCAAUCAUUCAGAACCAAGAAACCAUUAUGCGUGCAAGUAUCAGCCCUGGCGAAAGGCUUUCGAUAACGUUACGAUUUCUUGCAACAGGUGAAUAAAUUUCUAGCGAAGAUUGUUUACAUUCCGAGUUCCGACGUUUGUGUUAUCAACGAAGCCGAAGACCGAGGUUGUACUAUAGGUAGUUUCCCUUGCUUUCUUUAUAUUUUGUGUAAAAUUCGCUUCACACAGGCGCCCAUGCCGUCACAACGUUGAUAUGAUUUUUCAUAUUGUUUUUUGACAUUUCCAGUGACGUUGCCGGGGGAGGGGGGAUGCCCUCCCUGGCAAAAUAUUGGGGCCCCUUGGAAAAAUUCUGACCAGUACAAGCAUGUGCAUUAUAUUGUCAUUUCUUGUAAUGGAAAUUUUAUAUCUUCCUAUGUUUUAUAGUUAUGUAAAUGUUCUAGAUCCGUUUGUGAUUAAGCAGAGUUACGGUAAAUAAUUAUUUAAAAUCACCAAAACACCCUCAAAAUGCUGAAAAUGGCACUUUACAAACUCGAAAUUAGGAAAUUUCCCGGGGGAUCAUACCAGACCCCUCUAAAAGUUCAUUGUACUAUAUUAUGCAUGGAUAUCACAUAAAAAAACUUUAUUUGAACUAGCAUAUGGUAAAAUUGCUUGGCCCCUGCAAGGAUCCCCUCCCCUUUUGACUAGCAAUCAUGUUUAUGCCACUGCACAGUUCAAAUAUGGUACAUUGCACAAACACCAUCAACAGGCAACUAUGCAAGUGGUGCCAGUGAACAGUACUGGACCUAGUGUGACUUCUGUUUUCUCUAGUUGAGACUUUUAGAAGUCUGUCCUUUCAGUUCAGGGUUGGCGAACGGACAAUAUCAAAUAUUGUGCAUGAAACCUGCCGCGCGUUAUACAUGGUAAUGAAAGACAAGAAUCUGAAGGUAAUUUUAAUAAUGUUCGUUGUAAUUAUAAACAUGUUGUAAAAGGAACCAAUGUUGCAUUACAUGAACAUAUAAUUUGAAUAUCAAAUGUUUAUCACACAUUUGUACAACUAAACAUUUUCAAACUCAACUUUAAACAAUUUGAAUGGUCAAAUAUUUAUUGGUGUACUUGUGAAGGAAACUGCUGUUGUGCGAAGAAUGGUUGCUGCUGUUGGGGAACCAUUUGACUUUUAUUCAGAAUCCCGAUUAUGCUUGAAAUAGAAUGUUAUUUACGUGAUACUGUGCAAUGUGCCUGGUCUCAGGGUCCAGUUUUCGCAGUGACUCUGUCAAAUAGCUUCCAAACGUAUCACAUUCUUCAUCUUGAGCCGACUUGGUCUUUUUAGGAUUAUUGGAUGUGGUACCAUGUCAGACUCGUCCCCAGUCGUUAUUUGAAUUUCAAUUUUAUAUAUAGGGACGAAUAGGUAUAUAUCCAUAUAUAUGUAUAGAUCAGUACCAAAUGUGGACGCGCGCAAGGGGAAAAGGGAAGGCGAGGGAAAAAAUAACGACUGGCAGAUUACAGAGACAAAAUGGCGGACAAUUUGACAACAAAAGAGGAAACGGCUAUUUUAAUAUUAUAUACACCACAGAGCGUUUUUAGCUGAUAAACUCCCUUGUCCGCAUGAGGAAUGUCAGUAUAAUUUAUCUUGUUAAUUACUAUGAUCAAGAUGGUUUAGACCACCAUUACAGGACAAUCCAUAAAUGUCCUGCAACCUGAUUAGUGAUAUUAAAAUUUAAAAGGCGAAAAGUCUUAUUGUGCCAAAUAACUGAGAGAAGCACUCAAAGGAAACACUGUCAUGUUUGGAAAAGCUAUCGAUUAACAACCAAUCGAAGGUAUUCGUAAAUCUAGAGUGUUGAAUGCCUUUAAUUGGAGCCAGCGAGCAAUAUAAAAACAGGUUGGUAUUUUAUUCAAUUUUAUUUAUGCGUUUAUAUCUUUAUAUUUCACGUUGAAAUGCACUCUUAGGCCCGGUUUAGACGCCGUGCUUAUCAUGAGCCGAACUUAAUGUUAAUUAACUAAGUUCUUUGUUUAAGCUCAUUUGCAUUAAGUUCGGCUCAUGAAAAGCACGGCGUCUAAACCGGGCCUUAAACUCUUUGUAUUAUAAAGAAGACAGCUUUAUGCUGGGGGUUUUUUUGCAACCUGUGUAUUUCAAAACUACAAAUUUUUGUUAUUUAUAAAUUACUUUAUAAAGUGCUAUUAACUCCAGGUUUUGUGUAGUAUGAUUAUGUGCCAACUUAAAACUUUGCAUACAAAGCUAUUAAAUCAAUGACAACACUUUUGGAGCAUUCAAAUAUUUCCCAAAAUACCUGUAAAUAACAAAAUAUACCCCCCCCCCCUAACUAAAUGUUGCUGUAUGAUGAAAAGACGUUACAUUGGUCAUUAACAACACAUUGUUGGGGGGCACAGGGUUGUAGGGAUAAUAUAGAAGCUCAGGUGGCACAUAACUCCUAUCAUAGCCUUAAUUAAACAAUUUGAAAAACCAGAAAUACUGUAUCAAUGCACUGGGGCCAAUCUGGCAAUUACUUCUAACUAUGUUCUGACAAUCCUUGCACUCAUAGUCCUUGAAAUGAUAAGGUAAUUUCUACCUUGUAUCAUAGCCAACGUUUAGGGCCACUUUCGGUGCCUUAGCAAGCUCGAUAAUUGGGGGAGGCUCAUAUUCAUAUAUUAUAUUCGUGUUCUGCGUUAUUAAUUUCUUUUGAAAUGGAUUGUUUUUAUGGACUGUGAAUAUGAAUAUAUGAAUAUGAGGGCCCCCCCCCCCCAAUUAUCGAACUUGCUACGGCACUGACUUUUGGUUGUUAUACCAUUAAGUCUGAUAAUUGCACCACCAAUGGUUCUGGUAUCUCUUGUUUUUCCCAUCAUCAUUUCUGUACUCAACUUUACAACAUAUAAUAUAUUCUUGUUUAUUCCAGAAUUAUCUUACAAUUGGGACACCAUUUAUCACACAAUUGGGAAUUUGUCCUGACUCACCCUGGUUUCCCAAUUAAGCCCUAGAGUGACAGCACUCUCCCUUGAUGAGUAAAUUGUCUGGUGUUAGACAGAGUAAAAUAAUAAUGUAGGGCAUAUCAGGGUGCAUUGCCACUUAAAGGGUUAAUCUUGAUCUGGGUGGCAAAAUACUGCAGUACCAAGCAAGAUGUAUGGAAAUUGAAGACACAAAAGCUGGAUUAAUUUUGAACCAUUUUAAUUGGACUUCUUCAAUGGAAUUAUUAACAGUGAAUAGUUUUAAAUUAAUUUAAAACUAAAAUGUAUUAUAAUUACAGUUAAUGUACAUGAUGUAGUGGAGCAUGUCUAUUAUAUUAACUUAAUAAAGCUUUAUACUUUCAUAUGUUAUCUGCAUGGUGGGGGGUGGGUGGUUGUGCAGAAAAAUUCAGGGGGGGGGAAAGGUGAGUGAGGGGCAUGUAGCCACAGAAUAAGGCACACAGAAGGUCGACUCGAGUAACCACUGCCACACCAUGAUUCAUCAUCAAAAUGCUGACGCCAUGGUCCUAGCCAGUGCGCAUUUAAGAGGCAUUCCCCCCUGGACGUUCGCCAUUUUGAAUAAUAUCAGGGGGUGAAUGCCUCUCAAACGCGCACUGGCUAGGACCAUGGCGUUAGCAUUUGAUGACGAAUUACAGGUUACGCCUAAAUCAUAGGAAAACCCGAGAAGUCGGCCUUCUGUGUACCUUAUUCUGUGACGUAGCAUCCUGAGGAAGAUUAACCAAAGCACAAUAUACCAGACAAAUAUAAAAAUAUUAUGUCAUUUGUAAUACAAUGUUAUGAAUUGGAUUGAUCAUGUAUUACAUAUGCACAUCAGCCUUUACACAUGUAAAAAGAAUAUAUAUAUGUUAUUUACCGGAUUGGAGGUCCGUAUAGAGAAAUAUUUCUCGAGGUCUUAAAAACGGCCCGAGGCCGAAGGCCGAGAGACGUUUUUAAGACCGAGAGAAAUAUUUCUCUAUACGGACCGACCAUACCGGUAAAUAAUAUUUUUAUUUUUUUUUAAUUCCUCCUCUGGAUUUCCCCAAUCACUCCUCCCGCACGCGAAUGAAGCUGCCAAAUAAAACGUCGUUUCUAUCAAUGCUAUCGGGAAGAGUAAUAUCUUUUGUGAGAUAGUAAAAUUCGCUUUCACUAUGUUCUUCAUCGUCUGCAGAUAUUUUAAAAAGUAGCCUUUAAACUCGUCUUUAAAUUUUUAAAAAUAGAAACAUUGGCUCUACGGCAUUAAAUCUCGCGCGGUCCGUACGGGCUCAUACGGACCGCUCACGUAGCCAAUCAGAUUGCAGAAAAGCGUAAAAUAUGACUUCGGACCGCAAGAAAAAAAAUAAAUUUGUUUAUGUUCGCACAACACCCUUUUCUUUUCACAGUUAGGAAAUAUGGCUGCCAAAGCUCUUGAAAGGUGGCUUUUUACACUAAGAUCAUCAGUAACAACAUCCUCUUGUUUAAGUCUCAACCCAUCUGUUUUGAUGCAUAUAUUCUUUAAAGAGCCCUGAAGAUCUCCAGAAACAAAUGUGCUAACAUCACCUGCACAUUCAAACAAGUGACUUAUUAAAAAUACAAGUUCCAACCUUGAACAACUUUCCUGCAUUUAGUUCUUGUCGUAAUCCCGGACUCUUAGAAUCUGGUGUUAGGUCGUGUUUGACGUCAAAUGGCAGUAACUUUCUCGCUUUAGGAGUUCUAGGAGUGCUGGUCUUGGGACAUUCAUCUAAAUUUAUGGAAUUGAAGUCUAUAGUUCAGAACGACAAAAAUUACAACUUGAAACAAGGCAACAUGGCGCUAAUCAGCCGAGCGUAUAAUGAAUUCCAGUUUCUUAAUUCUUUAGUAUACGCAAAUUUAUGCUACGGCUCAAAGGGUCAACAAAUUCAAGACAUUCAAGUGGUAGAAUGUAUUAUAUUAUCUUUUAGACUCACCAUCUAAGUUCAGCAGAGUCCACCAUUUUGAAGUACUCCAGACUUGACCAAUUGAAGGCCGAUAUACUUGAUAAAAAUACGCACUUUGCAGAGACUACAUCAUAAAAUGAUCGAUUUAUGUAUACCAAUGUCAAAAAAUCCAGAAUUGAAGCAUAAAAUAUUAGUUUGCAAGAAAAACAAUUUCUUGCAAGAAAAAUCACAGUAAUCUGCCAGUCGCUAAAUUUUCUUCUUUCGCCCUUGCCGUGAGCCUCUACGCGCCCACUUCUGGCCGCGCGCCCGCUCUUAAAGCGACUGGGGACGAGUCUGGUACCAUGUGACAGACUGCUAGCUAUUCCUUUCAUUAUUUGAAGUUCUUCUUCCUGAAGUUUUUUCUUUGCAGAUUUAGCCCUUGGUUUACUUGAUAAUUUUGUUGAUUUAGGUCAUUCUUUUUGAGAUAGGAAAUCAUCAUCUUCUUCUUCUUCAAUCUCAUUAAAAGGAUCUAUCUCACCAUGAAAAGAUCUGACACUUUCUGUUGGAAGUGGUGUCUGUAAAAGAUAUAAUUCAACAAAUUAUAAUAUAACUAAUUACUAUAGUAUUUAAUUUUCACUAUUUUAAUAAUUUUACACUCCUGCUGUUCAAGAAGAUUGGUUAAAAAUAGCCGAUGAAUUUAAAACUAAAUGGAAUUAUCCAUGUUGCUUAGGUGCACUAGACGGGAAGCACAUAGCGAUCCAACAACCACAAGAUAGUGGGUCAGAAUUCGUCAAUUAUAAACACAUUUUUAGUGUGUUACUUCUGGCCUUGGUUGAUGCAAACUACAAAUUUGUGUAUGUGGAUGUAGGAGCUUCAGGUCGAGCUGGUGAUACUGGUGUGUUCGGAGAAUCAUCACUGAAGAAAGUAUUAGGAGAUGGAACUCUGAAUUUGCCACCUCCUAUAACAGUAGAAGGUAUUCCAAGCAAAAUUUGCUAUCAUAUUGUUGGAGACGAUGCAUUCCAAUUAACCGAAAACAUUAUGAAACCUUAGGAACUUGGACAAAUCCAAGAGGAUUUUCAACUAUCGUUUAUCCAGAGCAAGGCGUGUUGUUUGAAAACGCCUUUGGGAUUUUGGCUAACAGGUUCAGGGUAUUUUUGACAACUAUUAAAGCUUAGUCCUGACAAAGUUGUUGACCUUGUUCUGGCUGCCUGUUGUCUGCAUAAUUUCAUGAUUGACAACAAUAUGCACGCCUGUACAAGUGCUCUUGAUGUUGAGGACAUUGAUCAACUUCAGUUUACAUCGGGUGCUUGGCGAAAUGAUCCACAAUUGAGUGGACUAGCUCCAACCUCUGGCAGGAAUCCGCCACAAGGUGCAAAGAAGCAACGACAAAUUACUUUGCAUCAGAAUAUGGUGCUGUACCAUGGCAAGAAUACAUGACUAGUCUUUAGAAAACAUAACAGACAUGAUAGAUACACACUAUUCAACACUGAAGUUGACAAUAAAUAAGUUAAAUGUAUAUUAUAUUAUAUGUAUAUUGUAUAUAUAAAUUUCUAUUGCUGCAUAUCCACCAUCUAUAUAUUUACAAAGUGACUAUAUAUGACCGGCAGCCUGUCACGGUUUAUCAAAUACUACAGAG